CACCUACUCCUUUUUUUUGGGUUUAGUUUCUUCAACACUUUCUCCAUGCUUCUUCUUUGAAACUUUCUCGGGGAAAAACCAGCUCUGUUUUUAGCUCUGUUUUUGGGUGGUAAUGGAGAGGCAUAAGUGUAGAUUGUGCUUUAAAAGUUUUGCAAAUGGAAGAGCUUUAGGAGGGCACAUGAGGUCUCACAUGUUGAAUCUUCCAGUUCCUCCAAAAUUACCAGAAGAAUCGCCUGUUCAACUCAGUGAGGAGGCUGAGUCAGCACCAUCAUCGUCUUCAUCGGAAGAAGAUGAAGAAGAAGAAGAAGAAAAGGGGCAGUUUUAUGGGUUAAGAGAGAACCCAAAGAGAAGUAUUCGCUUGGUAGAUCCUGAAUUCUCUUUGCCUGUUGAUGCUGGGUCUGUUAUUCUUCAAGACAGGGAAAGCGAGACUGAGUCGUCCAGGAAUCCAACUCGAAGACGAUCCAAGCGGAAUUGGAAGCAAGAUCAUGAAUAUCAUCACCGGCAACAGAGUCAAGAGCAUGAAAACACCAAGAAGUUGAAAUUUAGCCAACUCAACAAGGCUGAGUCAUGGGCGGCGGAGCCUGAACCGUUGAGUUCCAUCUCCGAUGCUACUAACGAGGAAGAUGUCGCUUUCUGUCUCAUGAUGCUUUCUAGAGACAAGUGGAAGAAAAAUGAACAGAAACAAAAAGAACCAGAACAAGAGACAGAACAAGAACAAGAAGAAGAAACAGAGGAAACAGAUGAUUCUGACGAUUCCAAAUUGUACAAGAACAAUCGAUCUCGAGGCAAAUACAAGUGCGAAACAUGCAACAGAGUGUUCAAAUCAUAUCAAGCACUGGGCGGACACCGAGCGAGUCACAAAAAGAUCAAACUUUUAAAUCCCUCCCCAGCUCGUGAACCCGAGAUGGACCCAGAAAAUGUAGGUACUUCUUCAGUGGCAGACAAGAAAAUCCACGAAUGUCCUGUUUGUUUUAGAGUUUUCUCAUCUGGGCAAGCUUUGGGUGGACAUAAACGAUCUCACGUAACUGGUCUAGUUGCAACUCCUGCUAAAAGUACCACUUCCAUGAAGUUUGGAGAAAACAGUUUCAUAGAUCUUAACCUCCCCGCCCCCAUAGAAGACGAUGACUACAGCCAAAUUGAGCUCUCUGCUGUGUCCGAUGCUGAAUUUGUGAACCACGUCAGGAGAUAAAGCAAUUUUUCUGAUUCAAAGGUAAGAAACAAAAAAAAAUUCUGCUUACAUCUCCCGAUUUUUGGAUCUAAGAUUUUUUCCAGUUUCUAUUCAUAGACUAUAUAUUGUACCUGUUUUUCUAACUAUAAUUCUUUCUUUUGAAGAAUUACCAUGAGUUCUGUUCUGUAACAACUGAUUUACUAUUCCCAUGAACGGAAGAACAAUAAUUUUUAUUUUAAACA
Rubroshorea leprosula is the source of this 1410-nucleotide messenger RNA. Lineage: Eukaryota; Viridiplantae; Streptophyta; Magnoliopsida; Malvales; Dipterocarpaceae. The record is from the annotation of a GenBank genome assembly.